Messenger RNA from Lineus longissimus, 7616 nucleotides. RefSeq names its product disco-interacting protein 2 homolog C-like. NCBI's taxonomy places the organism in Eukaryota, Metazoa, Nemertea, Pilidiophora, Heteronemertea, Lineidae. The record is from RefSeq and is a predicted model, not a curated record. The transcript is spliced from 26 exons. Bases 61 to 4788 code for a protein of 1575 amino acids.
ACAAGCUGAUUGCCAUUUCUUGGAAGACAGUGAAAAUUUGUCAGAAAAUAACUUAUAACCAUGGCGGAUUACGAAAUAGACGAAUCCCAGUUACCCCAAGAUGUUCGGAAGAAGAUAGCCGAGCUCGAACUUGAGCUUUCUGAGGGUGAUAUAACACAGAAGGGCUAUGACAAAAAGCGAGCUCGGUUGCUCGCGCCCUUCGUCAAAAAUACUCCAGAAGCUCAGGCAAGCAACAAGCCAAGCCCCUCGACGGCCGCACAGCGACGGGCUCAUCGCAGACUGACCAGGGAAGACAACAGAUAUCAUUCAGAGAUCCGCACAGAAGCUGUGAUGCAAGCUCUCGCCAUGCACAGCAAGAAAGUGCCUGUCGUGCCGAUGCCAUCAAAACGUACAUCAGCCGUUUAUGGGCAUGCCGGACAGUCGCGACCACGCGCGCCAGAACCGGCACGUUCAGACUCGUCAUCUGAUGACGAUAGCAGCGUGUUCGAGGAGGACCAAAGUCGAUCAUCACAACACAGUCGCCAAUAUGAACGCCGCCAUGUUGACCAGGCCCGCGACCGAGAUAAACGUGACAGCCUUCCGACGGCGCAGACAAGUUCAGGUUAUACUGGCGGUGGAUACAAUAGAGACUCGUUUCAAGGCCCGAGCAACCAAGCGAGGAGUGCCCUCGCCGAUGUGAUGCAGAAUACUCGCAGAUCCCAACAUGUGAGCCAGCCACCUGACGUUACGAGCAACACAAACACAUUGAGGAAACAAGCAGACCGUGUCCAGCGCUAUGGUUCCCAGCAUGCUCAGUCAGUGAGGAUGACGUCAUCUGGGGUCAUGUCAGGCAUGCAGACGGAGAGUGAGAUGAUCCGAGCAGGGAAGGUUUCGGCCAAGAUCCAACAGCUGUUAAAUACAUUAAAACGACCAAAGAGAAAACCACUGAGAGAGUUCUUCCUGGAUGAGGAAGACGUAGAAACGCAAUUGCCUCCACCAGACCCCAAUGCCCCCAAGCCAGAAGGUAGCAUCAUCACCCCAGCUCUAGGAGAACAAUUAGUUGUGCCCACCGGCUUGCCGAGAAAUCUCGAGUCUGCCUUACAACGUUAUGGAUCAGCAUCUUAUAAAGCUACAGCCAUUACUGCCCUUGAUCCUAACGGGAAGCCAUCUAUAACACUUACUUAUGGAAAAUUACUCAGCCGAAGUCAGAAAAUCGCCUACAAUCUCCUGAACAAAAUGAAGGGCGAUGCUUGUGUGAAGUCUGGUGACCGAGUCGCCCUUGUCUAUCCGAACAACGACCCGCUGUCAUUUACUAGUUCAUUUUACGGCUGUCUCAUGGCUGGUGUAGUUCCUGUCCCGGUGGAAGUGCCCACAUCUAAAAGGGAUGCUGGCAGCAAUGGUAUAGGAUUUUUACUUGGAAGUCUGAGUGUCUCUGUGGCACUGACGUCUGAGCCAUGCUAUAAGGGCCUUCCUAGGAUCCAGAGUGGUGAGGUGAUGCAGUUUAAGGGCUGGCCUCGCCUCCACUGGUUUGUGACGGAGCAUCUUAGUAAACCGCCACGAGACUGGUUACCCCCGCCAAGACUAUCAGACGAGACACCAGCUUAUGUUGAGUACACGACCGGCAAGGAUGGUAGCGUGAUGGGGGUAACGGUGACCCGUGCCAACAUGCUGAACCACUCUCGCACGCUCACAGUGGCGUGUAACUAUACGGAAGGCGAGGUCAUGGUGUGUGUGCUCGAUUUCAAGAGGGACGUUGGGUUAUGGCAUGGUGUGUUAACGAGUAUCUUCAAUGGUAUGCAUGUGAUAUUUAUUCCGUACUCAUUGAUGAAGAUAGAUCCUGCUUCUUGGAUGAAAAUGAUCACGAAAUUCAAAGCCUCAAUCGCGGUGGUGAAGUCUCGAGACAUGCACUGGGGCCUCCUCGCCCAGAAAGACCACAAGGACAUCAACUUUCACUCUCUGAGGAUGCUGUUGGUAGCAGAUGGUGCUAAUCCAUGGUCGUUAACAUCCUGUGAUUCGUUUUUGAGCGUCUUCCAAAACAAAGGUCUGAGACCAGAGGCAAUAUGUCCUUGUGCGAGUUCAGCAGAAGGUUUGACGGUUUCAGUCAGAAGGCCAGGCAAGACUGGGUCGAGUGCUACAGGUCGUGGAGUGCUAUCUAUGCAAGGCCUCAGCUACGGUGUGGUCCGCGUCGACUCAGAGAACAGUUUGACGUCAUUGACGUUACAGGACUGUGGUCAGGUGAUGCCCGGAGCAAUGACUGUCGUUGUGAAGACAGACGGCCAGCCAUAUUUAUGCAAGACUGACGAGGUCGGUGAGAUCUGUCUGAGCUCUGGUUACACUGGCACUGGCUACUGGGGGCUACAAGGGGUCACCAAUAGUAUGUUUAAAGUGCAAGCCUUGAUGCCAGAGGGUAACCCUAUCUCGGAACAACCGUUUGUGAGGACGGGACUGCUUGGUUUCCUUGGCCCGGGUGGUCUGAUCUUCAUCUGCGGGAGCCGGGAUGGUCUGAUGACGGUCGGAGGCAGACGACACAACACUGAUGACAUCAUCGCCACAGUACUCGCUGUAGAACCAAUGAAAUUCAUUUACCGGGGACGGAUAGCAGUGUUCUCUGUACGAGUACUGAAGGAUGAGAGGAUAAUAAUCAUUGCGGAACAGAGGCCUGAUUGUUCAGAAGAAGAGAGUUUUCAAUGGAUGAGCCGAGUUCUCCAAGCCGUCGACAGCAUCCACCAAGUGGGCGUUUACUGCCUGGCUCUUGUGCCGCCAAACUAUUUACCCAAGACGCCACUAGGUGGCAUUCAUCUCCACGAGGCCAAGAAGAAGUUCUUAGAAGGAUCGUUACAUCCGGCUAACCUCCUGAUGUGUCCGCACACGUGUGUGACGAAUCUACCAAAACCACGGGAAAUACACUCGAGUAGUUUUCAAAUGGCGGAUGUCGGCCCAUCAGCGGUCAUGGUUGGUAACAUAGUCCAAGGUGCACGCCUGGCCUAUGCACAGGGUCGGGAUAUCGGUGUGAUGGAUGAAGAGAGUGAAGGAGCCAAGCGCUAUCAAUUCCUGUCUGAGAUUCUACGAUGGCGGUCGAUGACCACGUCAGACCACAUGCUGUUUUCGUUGAUAAAUGCAAAGGGCGCAGUCGGGGCCUCCUUAACCUGCAUCCAACUCCACAAGAAGGCUGAGCGUAUCGGCUGCCUUCUACUAGAGAAAGGCAAACUGAACACAGGUGACCACGUCGCGCUGAUCUUCUCACCCGGAUUGGACUUAAUCGCUGCCUUCUAUGGCUGCCUCUACGUCGGAUGUGUACCUGUGACGGUACGACCGCCCCACCCGCAGAAUAUCUCGACAACCCUACCCACAGCGAGGAUGGUUGUGGAAGUGAGCAAGUCGGUAGCCAUUUUGACCAACGCGGCAACAAUCAAACUACUCAAAUCAAAAGAGGCUUCUGCUAUCGUUGAUGCGAAGACCUGGCCGACGGUUCUGGACACAGACGACACAUCGAAGAAGAAGCUGACAGGCAUCUACCGCGCACCCACACCAGAGAUGCUCUGCUAUCUUGACUUCAGCGUGUCAACGACUGGCAUGUUAGCUGGCGUGAAGAUGUCACACGCUGCCACCUCUGCCCUGUGUCGGUCCCAGAAGCUACAGUGUGAGCUCUACCCCUCGCGUGAUGUCGCUCUCUGCCUAGACCCGUACUGCGGCCUAGGCUUUGUACUAUGGUGCUUAAGCAGUAUCUAUUCAGGUCAUCAUUCCAUACUAAUUCCACCCAGUGAGGUUGAGGCGAACCCAGCAGCCUGGUUAACGACGGUCAGUCAGCACAAAGUUCGUGAUACGUUUUGUUCCUAUGGUGUGAUGGAGUUGUGUAGUAAGGGCCUAGGCACUUCUGCCCUCGCGCUCAAACAGAAAGGCGUCAACCUGUCAUGCGUGCGAACGCUGGUCGUGAUUGCAGAAGAACGGCCGCGGAUAGCGUUGACAUCUAGUUUCUCUAAACUCUUCUCAAGUCUUGGAUUGUCGCCUCGGGCUGUCAGCACAAGCUUUGGUUGUAGAGUGAACGUUGGCAUAUGUUUACAGGGUGCCUCAAGUCCAGAUACGACCUCCGUCUACGUGGACAUGCGAGCGUUGCGUAAUGAUCGCGUGGCUCUCGUGGAGAAGGGCAGUCCUAACAGUAUGUGUCUGAUGGAGUCGGGCAAGCUGUUGCCUGGGGUCAAGGUUAUCAUAGCCAACCCAGAAACCAAGGGACAGUGCGCUGAUUCUCAUCUCGGAGAGAUCUGGGUGGCUUGUCCACACAAUGCCUCAGGUUACUUCACGAUAUAUGGGGAGGAAUCACUCCAUGCUGAUCAUUUCAAUGCCCGCCUUGCGACUGGUGAUAUACAUGGGUCUUAUGCCCGCACAGGAUUCCUUGGAUUCAUACGCCGAACUGAACUCACUCAGUCAGACGGAGAACGUCACGAUGCCAUGUUUGUUGUUGGUGCUCUUGAUGAAACAGUCAUGUUACGUAACAUGCGCUUUCAUCCGAUCGAUAUUGAAAAUAGUGUGCUUAGAUGUCAUAGGAAAAUCUGUGAAUGUGCUGUCUUUACCUGGACCAAUCUACUUGUUGUUGUCGUCGAGCUGGACGGAAACGAAAAUGAGGCUCUAGAUCUUGUGCCUCUCGUGACCAAUGCCGUCUUGGAGGAUAAUCAGUUAGUCGUCGGUGUCGUUGUUGUUGUUGAUCCUGGAGUCGUGCCUAUAAAUUCCCGCGGUGAGAAGCAGAGGAUGCAUCUACGUGACGGAUUCCUCGCAGAUCAACUCGACCCGAUUUAUGUCGCGUACAACAUGUAGACUAGAAACAUUCUGUGCUGUCAAGACUCUCAAGGUGGCAACGCUUAACACCCCCAUUUCCCUAUGUUGAUUCUUCCAGUUAAUGUAUUGGAAGAGUCCAUUCUAGAAACUGGGGCUGUAGUUAAGUUGCCCUCCCCCACGUCUCUGUAUAGACUCUUCCAGUUAAAGCAACAGAAGAGUCCAUUCCAGAAACUUGGGGUGUAAAUGUUGGAUAAAAAUAAUGAUAAAAGUGAUUCAUGUCUGCUUGUCAUAUUGUAAUGAUGGUGUACAGAUUGAACCGUUUCACUGUUGGCCGCCUCUUCCUUAGCAAAUUUGGAGUAAGUCUAUAUGAUCCAUACAGUAUGGAAGCAGACAUCAACCUCACCACCAGAUGUAAAUAGAAUACUGUACAUAGUCUGUAUAUGUCAUUAUUUUCAGCUUCUUAUUCUGGUUCCCAGGCAUGCAUGGUGCUGACUGGAACAACAGUCAAGAGACCACAGCCAACUUUAAAACAAUCUGUAAGUUACCUUAAUGGUCCUGUCAGAAAGUUCUCACUGUAAGCUUUCUAAUCAAUGGUCAUCUCACUAGGUUUAGUCGCAACAGAUGCGUCCUAGACAUGGUGACACUUGUCAUCUUUAGACUCUUCAAGUUCAUGCAUGAUGAGUCCAUCAAGGAAAGCAAGGGUGUAUAUUUUGACUGUUGUUCCAGAUCGCAUCCCAGUUUUUAGCUUCGAGAUCUGAGUUGAAUAUUUCUAAUUGUGAUGAUGUAGAGUAAGUUAUUUGUGCCACGUAGGUAUGUAGGUCAGGAUUGGGAUGACAGGAAAGCUUGGUCAUAUGAAGCAGAGCAUUUGUAGGAAUGAAAUAGGACAAUGAUAGUUCAGUCAGUACGCUGAAACAGUCAAUAUCUAGCCUUAUUCAUUCCCAUGAAGUUUUGCACUUAAAUAUUUGAUAAGCACCAAACGGCCAGUAAGUGCUCACCACUGUGGACUUGUGCCUGAAUCUCCAUUAACUGGUGAUUUUGUAUGUUUUUAGCAUCAGUGUCCAAUACUACACUUUAGGUAUUUUGUAAGACUAUAAAACAUGUUGUGGUCACUCUCAAGUACAUUUGUUCAAUACCCGUAUAAAACCCCCUGGGGUGAGGCUUGAUAUACCUGUGCGUGGGCUGCAGACACUGUAGAUCAGCAAGGGAAUACACCAUAUAUCACACCCUGUGGAGUGAGCUGAGUUUCUUUCUAGUUAUGAUGACAUGGUCAGUAGAAAGUCAUGAUAAAGUGGGGAUUACCAGAGUCAGAACAGCAGCCUCCUGUUAUGCCUAACAGAGUCUAGACAAAAUUCUUAGUUAGCACCACGCGUUGCUUCCUUCUUGUAGCGCAAGUCACUUUAUAGAGCUUUGUUUAUGCAGAGAUUAGCGUUAUGAAAGAUAGAAACCUUUUUUUCGAGAAGGUUCCCUGGGUUUUGUAAUUUUGUAUGGACAGAUAAUGGUCAGUAUUAGAUUUUUGCUAAUACGUUGUGUUUUCAAUGAAUUUUUUACCAUAACUUCUCAUAGAUGGCGCUUGUUGUGUUUAUCGUUAGUCAAGUGUUGUCUUGCUGAUGUUAGGAUUAUGCAAGGAAUGAAUGUAAACAACUCUUUGGAUUCAGUAUUUAAUCUUUCAGUGUCUUAACUUUAUAAUGAAAGUCAUGGAAAUCAUGUCUGAAACUUUCGAUUGAGUCUUAAUUUGGUAGAAUGAGUCUCAAUUGUUUCUUCUUCAAAAGGACCCCAAACUGGAACAGUAGCGAUCCCCCACCCAAAAGAAACUUUGCCACCUUUCAUUCUGAGACAUUAUAACCAGCAGAUUAACUUGACCUGCUCAAGGUUUCACUAUUUUUGCAACUCGAGCGCAAUUUUCUUGAACAUUUAGUUUGUACAUAGGUUUGUAUUAUUUAAGUAGUAGAAUGUCAACUGUGUAUAGUUGUAUUUUGGAGAUGAUUAUGUUUAUUAUUGUGACCAGAAGAACAAACAAACAAUUGGAAGAAUAUGGAGUCAGAUCAUUGCUGAUUUCACAGUGACUAAUCUGCCUGGAAGUGACUUGAAGAUUUAGAAAAUACCAAAGCACAGAGCUUCAAGUGCUUCUAAAAAGAUGGCGCUGAUUAUCGCUAUAAUCCUUUGAGUAACAAUAUAGGUGGGAAAACCUUGUACUUUCUCAAAGUCAGAAAAUGUGCAGAUUGGUCACUUUGUGGGAUCAUUGAGGAUGUAUUAAUGGAUUAUAGAUGUGAAGACUUGUCUUUCUGAUAGUUUACACCGUUGCGGUGCUUGUUAAAGUGUAGGCAAUGAUGAGCACGCUGCCAGUAUCUAAGCUACGCUAUUUAUAUUGGAUGAAAUAACGAGUCGUAUGUGUAAUUCAUUUCAAAUCUUGACCGAUCAAGGAUUGAUGUAUCAAAUGUGGUGUCAUGUUUUGCUUGAAACAUGAACCGCAUUGAGUUGGGGAAUCAUCCUUGGUGUGUGAAGAUGAUAUUCACACAAUGAUCUUCAUUCACAUAGGGCAUCAUUCAUGAAGGGUGAUAAGCCUUUGAAAAUGCCAUUUCACCAAUUGGUAGACUGUCAGCAUGUGUGAGCUAAUCAACCUUGAUGAAUUCUGCCCGUCGUCUUCUGGUAUUAUUUGUAUUGCAUACCGACAAUGGCCCUUGCUGAAGUGUUGGGAAGAGCCAUUGUUGGUGUCACACAGAACACAGCUUCUCAAAGAGACAACUAAGCAACACCCUCCCAAGCAAGUCACUUCACCUUCCCUGCUCAUUCUUGGUCUUGUGUAUAGUAUCUAAAUCAAGUUUGUACUUGGAAUUGUAAAUAAAUGAUACUAAUUGUGCAAUAUAAAA